Messenger RNA from Hansenula ciferrii, 756 nucleotides. It is a transcript of the gene PUP2, whose product is annotated as proteasome core particle subunit alpha 5. Gene Ontology annotation, biological process: ubiquitin-dependent protein catabolic process. Gene Ontology annotation, cellular component: proteasome core complex, alpha-subunit complex; nucleus; proteasome core complex. The record is from RefSeq and is a predicted model, not a curated record. The coding region runs from base 1 to 756 and encodes 251 amino acids. The transcript is spliced from 2 exons. Lineage: Eukaryota; Fungi; Ascomycota; Saccharomycetes; Phaffomycetales; Wickerhamomycetaceae.
AUGUUCUUAACAAGAAGUGAAUAUGACCGUGGUGUCAGUACUUUCUCUCCAGAAGGUCGUUUAUUCCAAGUUGAAUACUCUUUAGAAGCCAUUAAAGUAUCUAUAGGUAUUGCCACUUCUGAAGGUGUUGUAUUGGGUGUUGAAAAAAGAGUCACUUCAUCAUUAUUAGAAUCUUCAUCAAUUGAAAAAAUUGUAGAAAUUGAUAAACAUAUAGGAUGUGCCAUGUCUGGUUUAACUGCAGAUGCAAGAAGUAUGAUUGAUCAUGCUAGAGUAAGUUCAUUAAAUCAUAAUUUAUAUUAUGAUGAAGAUAUUGGAGUGGAAUCUUUAACUCAAUCCGUUGCUGAUUUAGCUUUAAGAUUUGGUGAAGGUGCAUCUGGUGAAGAACGUUUAAUGUCAAGACCUUUUGGUGUUGCCCUUUUAAUCGCUGGUAUCGAUAAAGAAAAAGGUCCACAAUUAUAUCAUACUGAACCUUCAGGAACUUUCUAUAGAUAUGAAGCUAAAGCUAUUGGGUCAGGUUCUGAAGGUGCUCAAGCUGAAUUACAAAAUGAAUAUCAUAGUUCUUUAACUAAGGUUGAAGCUGAAUUAUUAACAUUAAAAAUUUUAAAACAAGUUAUGGAGGAAAAAUUAGAUGAAAAUAAUGUUCAAUUAAGUUCGGUUACUCAAGAUGAAGGUUUUAAAAUUUAUGAUAAUACAGUUACUGCUGAUAUUAUAAAAGUUUUAAAAGAACAAGAAGCUGAAGAACAACCAGAAGCUUAG